Messenger RNA from Ciona intestinalis (vase tunicate), 1002 nucleotides. NCBI's taxonomy places the organism in Eukaryota, Metazoa, Chordata, Ascidiacea, Phlebobranchia, Cionidae. The record is from RefSeq and is a predicted model, not a curated record.
AUUCAAGAUUGUGACGUAACAAUAGUGAAGCGAAAUCUGGAAGAUUUGUAAACAGUUAAAAGUUGGUCAGCUUAUUGUUGUAUAACAUGCAUGUUAUUGACAACGUUAAGUUUUAAUUCCAGCUGUAAAUAUUUAAACAUCGGCAGCGCGCACGAGGCAAAAUGUUGUUCAAAUGCCACGGGAAACAAAGAAGGAAGAAACGAUUUAAAAUAUUUCAUUUGUUUCGUGAAAUAAAUUUGAUUUAUUGACAAAUUUUAAUCUAGGUGGAUAUAUCCCCUCCAAGUGGCCAUGGAUGCAGGGUUUUUCCGAGGCACGAGUACGGACCAAGACAAUCGCUUCGCGAAUAAACAAAAGAAACUCUUAAAGUCAAUGAAGUUUGCGGACGGGCUGGGUGUAAAAGUUGACAUGCGUAAGAUACAGUUGGACACAAUCAAACCAUGGAUAUCUAAACGAAUCACGGAAAUGUUGGGUUUCGAGGAUGACGUCGUUAUUGCUUUCGUUUACAACAGUCUUGAAGAACAAUUUCCCGAUCCUAAAGUUUUGCAAAUUAAUCUAACCGGGUUCCUGAACGGGAAAAACUCCCGGAUAUUCCUGGGUGAGUUGUGGGAGCAUCUUGCGUCGGCGCAAGACAACGACAUGGGGAUCCCACAAGUUUUUCUCGAGGAAAAAAAAGAAGAAAUUCGGAAACGACAAAUCGAGUUGGAAGAAAUGGAAAAGUUGAAAGAAGUUGAAGAAAGAAGAUCGAGAUCAAAGUCCAAGGAGAGAAAGAAGGAACACAAGAAAAAGGAUAAAAAGAAAUCCGAGCGUCAUUAUCGUCGGAGGUCACGGUCAAGGUCACCGAGGUCGCGACAUUCAAAGUCAAAUAAAUCUCCGAAACGAUGAACGCUAGGGGGAGAUGAAGGGAUAUUUCGUUCUUGAAUUUCUGUUUAUUACAUCACAAUAAACUUUGUUUUCACUCAAAGUUUUGUAUGUUGAGUUUAAAAAUAAACAACAGAUUUCAAA